Molecule: messenger RNA, 609 nt
Organism: Neltuma alba
Lineage: Eukaryota; Viridiplantae; Streptophyta; Magnoliopsida; Fabales; Fabaceae
Product: B3 domain-containing protein At2g31420-like
Exons: 1
Coding region: 1-609 (202 amino acids)
Molecular function (GO): DNA binding
Source: RefSeq, a predicted model, not a curated record
AUGGCCCAAUCUGAAGGCAAGAGGUGGGGGGAACUCAAUAACUCUGAAUGGGUCCAAGUUAACUUAGAGAAAAAGAGAAGAAAGAAGCGUGGUCAGCCUGAUGAGCCAGUUUCUGAGAUCUUCAAUUUGCCUUUACCUCCAGACUUUGAAGCCGAGAUUAACAAGAAAUUUCCUGCAUGUGAAAAAUUGCUUUGCAUGCGGAAGAUCCUGACUGAAUCGGAUGUCAGCAAAAAACAAGCUAGGCUUAACAUGCUCUGCCAUGAGUUGGAGACAUUCCGCUUCUUGAAUGAUGAGGAGACUGGGGACCUGAGGCAAGGAAAGGGCACUGAAGUUCCUGUCAUGCAUAAAUCCAUCACACGUGGUGUCAAAGAAAGCCCGAUGAGCUUUUUUCAACGCGAUGUUCGCAAGGAUUCUCAUCCUCCAGAACGAGUUAGCUCAUCUUAUGUCUUCACGAAGGGCUGGAACUCGCUGGUCUCAGAAGACGGCCUCAAAAAAGGAGAUGUCAUUCAGUGCUGGGCUUUCAGGGAUGGAGAGAAGCUGGUGGGUAUGGCUCUUGUGAAGGAGGAUCGAUCUGUCAAUUUGGCAUCAUCCCACCAUCACGCGUGGUAA